This is a messenger RNA of Phasianus colchicus (ring-necked pheasant), 8132 nucleotides long. RefSeq names its product ATPase plasma membrane Ca2+ transporting 4 (gene ATP2B4). The record is from RefSeq and is a predicted model, not a curated record. Gene Ontology annotation, biological process: regulation of cytosolic calcium ion concentration; calcium ion transmembrane transport. Lineage: Eukaryota; Metazoa; Chordata; Aves; Galliformes; Phasianidae. Gene Ontology annotation, molecular function: PDZ domain binding; P-type calcium transporter activity; ATP binding. Gene Ontology annotation, cellular component: intracellular membrane-bounded organelle; plasma membrane.
AGAAAACCUGUUUUAAAAGGCCAGUAUGUCUCAACAGCCAUUCUGCAUCCCAUCCCUUUAGAAGCACUGUCCUUCCAUCCAAUUUUCAAGCUGUUCUGCAGUUGCUUGGACCAAACACGGUCAGUGCAGCCCUCUGUGCUGACUGUGCUCAGGAAUGGAGGAUGGCUGAGUUUGCUUUGAGGUACGAGACUUGCUCUUGCUGCGACAGUGCCCAGAUUUCAUAGUAAGGAACAACCAGCACCAAAGAAAACAGCAGUGAUGAGCCCAGGCCCCUUUCCCCUGUCCUGCUGCUGGGCACUGGAGCAGUUUGGUGCCUUCCGUGUAAAGCCCCAACGAGACACUGUGUCUGUGCCAUGCCUGAUGCUCUGCAGUCGUUCUGCUGAUUUUGGAUAACUGUCCCUGCACUGCAACCCGGGGUGGCUGCAGGGCUGCAGGCUGCCCACUGUUGCACGCAGCUGUACAAUCUGCUUGCAGAGCACUGCCCUGAGAGCUCAGCAAACAGACAAAGCACUCAGGGAGGAAUCCCCUUGCUAAAGGCCCAAAGAGGAAACCCCCCAGGACUGUUCAGGAAUGCAAAGUUAUUGAGGUGUAGGCCCUCAAGGCAGGGGGAAACGUUACAAGCAUUAAAUAAGGGCUUGUGCAUGCACAGAUGUUACACUGGUUUGACUUGAACUGGGUUGCAUGCCCAAACAACAGGAUUAGUGCUGCGUUAAGGUUGCCUACACCCAGCGUUACACCAGCAUGGCUGCAUCGAUGCCGUGUUACGUUUUCCUUACAGCCACUGCGUUUCAAGGGCUUCAGUUGAGUUUCAAUGCAUACUUUUCUCUUUGCUUCUAUAAUAAAAGGGGGGAGUGGUGGCUUUCCCUGGGCGAGGGGCUGUGAUUCAUGCUCUGCAGCUCAAGGAGCAGCUGUAGCCCUCCUGGGUUUCACCACCACCCCAUGCUGCAGGGACAGCAGUGGCUAUGUCCUAUGAGUCGCAAGGUGGGGCAGACUCCCCCCGGCACGUGUCACCAACCACAGUGCCCACGAGGAACCCCGAGUGCUGCUCCAGAGAUUUUGUGCCCCAUGCUCGGGGCAGGGAGGACUUUUUGUGCAUCCUGUUUUGCAGUGACCACACUGCCGGAGGGGGUCCAAGCUGCAUGCAUCAUGGGGAGCAACCUAUACUGCUUGAGGGAGUUUGCACCACUCCAGCAGGGGCUGCAGCGCAAGCAGAAGGGGGAUACACAGACUUUGGCGGUGCAGGCGCUGUUCUGUACCUGCAAUGCCAGGGAUGGUGCAUACAGUGCUUGGAGGUGCACCACCCAAGGGGGUGUCCAGAGUGCCGGGACUGCACGCAGUGCUGCCCUGCAGCUGCUCCUCCUAGAGGUGCACCUAUACUGCUCGAGGUGGGGGGCACGCACGGACUACAGUGCUUGAAGGGGGGGGUCCACUGUCCCCAAGGGUGCAUGCACAGACAGGCUGCUCCACGAGGGUGGCACUGCACAGACACGCACCUCCCGGGGGUACAUCUGUGCUGUUCGGGGGGGCUGGGGGAGCGGGUGGUGCUUCUGGGGAGGCUCACAACGUAUGGAGGUACACGUACCAACACCGGGCUUCCCCUGCACUACCCGACGGGGGCUCCUGGGGGAGAGGGGUGGUGUCCGCGGGGUACACCGAUAUCGCCCGAGGGGGGAACCCGCCCCGCAGCGCCCGGGGGACACAGCCCCGCCCGCCGCCUCCCGUCCCCCUUAAGCAGCGGACGGGGCGGGCCGCCACCUUAAGGCAGCCCCUCCCCCGGCAGGCCCGGCCCGGCCCGGCGCGGGUUGCCAUGACAAGCAUUUUCUCCCGCUAGCUCCACAGCCGUCGCCGCCCUCCUUAUGGCCGCCCGCGGGGGCUGCGCUGACAGCCGGGACGGGGCGCCGCGCCGCUCCAGUUGCUGUGGUAUCCAGGGAGCCCUCCUCCUCCGGCAGGAGAUGCACGCCGGCCGUUGCUAAGGUUGCCUCCGCGGUAACAUGCACAUCCUGUUUACACCUUCAUCCGGAGGACUCGGGCUUGGCUAGAGGUACCGCUGCACCCAGCCCACCCUGAGGGACAGGGACAUCUGUGGGGCUGCCCCCAGCUCCCCUCAAAAGCAAACCUUUGUGGCACUGUCCUCGACAAGAUGACGAACAACGUGGCUGACCACCACCCCGGGAACUCGGUUGCUGAAGGCAACCAUGAGGGGGACUUUGGUUGCUCCGUGGUGGAGCUCAGGAAUCUCAUGGAGCUGCGGAGUGCCGAGGCGGUCGCCCGGAUUAACGACUCCUAUGGCGGCGUGCAGACCGUCUGCAAGAGGCUGAAGACAUCACCAGUUGAAGGUCUGUCUGGGAACCCAACUGACCUGGAGAAGAGGAGGCAGGUGUUCGGCCAGAACUUCAUUCCUCCCAAGAAAGCCAAGACGUUCCUGCAGUUAGUGUGGGAGGCACUCCAGGACGUCACCCUGAUCAUCUUGGAAAUAGCAGCCAUAAUCUCCCUGGGGCUGUCGUUCUACCAUCCCCCGGGUGGUGACAAUGAACUGUGUGGGCAGUCAUCGGGUGGCGUGGAGGACGAGGGUGAGGCGCAGGCCGGCUGGAUCGAGGGGGCAGCCAUCUUGUUUUCAGUCAUCAUUGUGGUGCUGGUGACUGCCUUCAAUGACUGGAGCAAAGAGAAGCAAUUCCGUGGCCUCCAGAGCCGCAUUGAACAAGAGCAGAAGUUCACAGUGAUCCGCAAAGGGCAGGUGAUCCAGAUUCCUGUGGCAGAGAUCGUGGUUGGAGACAUUGCACAGAUCAAGUAUGGUGACCUCUUGCCAGCGGAUGGCAUCCUGAUCCAAGGGAAUGACCUGAAAAUAGAUGAGAGCUCGCUGACUGGAGAGUCUGACCAAGUCAAAAAAUCACUUGAUAAAGACCCCAUGCUGCUGUCAGGUACCCAUGUGAUGGAGGGAUCUGGGCGAAUGGUGGUGACUGCAGUGGGAAUCAACUCUCAGACAGGAAUCAUCUUUACUCUUUUGGGUGCGGGAGAAGGAGAUGAGGAAAAGAAGGUGAAGAAAGGUAAAAAAACCGGAGCCCCUGAAAAUCGCAACAAAGCUAAAACUCAGGAUGGUGUGGCCUUAGAGAUCCAGCCCCUGAAGAGCCAGGAAGGGGUGGAAAAUGAGGAGAAGGAGAAGAAGAAAGUGAAGGUGCCCAAGAAGGAGAAGUCUGUGCUCCAAGGGAAGCUGACGCGCCUGGCAGUCCAGAUUGGGAAGGCAGGGCUCAUCAUGUCGGCCAUCACCGUGAUCAUCUUAGUACUGUACUUUGUUAUCGACACCUUUGGGGUGCAGCGUCGGCCCUGGCUGGCAGAGUGCACCCCCAUCUACAUCCAGUACUUUGUCAAGUUCUUCAUCAUUGGUGUCACUGUGCUGGUGGUGGCUGUGCCCGAAGGGCUCCCUCUGGCAGUCACCAUCUCCCUGGCCUACUCGGUGAAGAAAAUGAUGAAGGACAACAACCUCGUGAGGCACUUAGAUGCUUGUGAGACCAUGGGUAAUGCCACCGCCAUCUGCUCAGACAAGACUGGCACACUCACUAUGAACCGAAUGACUGUGGUGCAGGCCUAUGUGGGGGACACCCACUACCGUCAGAUCCCUGACCCCGAAGCCAUCCUGCCCAAGAUUCUGGACCUCAUUGUCAACGGUGUUGCCAUCAACUCUGCCUACACAUCCAAGAUCCUGCCACCAGAGAAGGAAGGGGGGCUACCCCGGCAAGUGGGGAACAAGACAGAGUGUGCCUUGCUGGGCUUCGUGCUGGACCUGAAGCAGGAUUACCAGGCUGUGCGGAAUGAGGUGCCAGAGGAGAAGCUGUACAAGGUCUACACCUUCAAUUCGGUGCGCAAGUCAAUGAGCACAGUGCUCAAGAACAGCGACAACAGCUUCCGCAUGUACAGCAAGGGAGCCUCUGAGAUCAUCCUCCGCAAGUGCACCAAGAUCCUGGACAAGAAUGGUGACCCCCGGGUGUUCAAAGUGAAGGAUCGGGAUGAGAUGGUGAAGAAGGUGAUUGAGCCCAUGGCAUGCCAUGGGCUGCGGACCAUCUGCCUGGCCUUCCGUGACUUCCCUGCCAACACCGAGCCUGACUGGGACAGUGAGAAUGAGAUCCUGUCUGACCUGACCUGCAUCGCUGUGGUGGGGAUAGAGGACCCAGUGCGGCCAGAGGUGCCAGAUGCCAUCCUGAAGUGCCAGCGUGCAGGCAUCACUGUCCGCAUGGUGACUGGGGACAACAUCAACACUGCUCGUGCCAUCGCCACCAAGUGUGGCAUCCUGCUGCCUGGAGAGGACUUCCUGUGCCUGGAAGGGAAGGAGUUCAACCGGCUUAUCCGCAAUGAGAAGGGCGAGGUGGAACAGGAGCAGCUGGACAAGAUCUGGCCCAAGCUGCGUGUGCUGGCCCGCUCAUCCCCAACAGACAAGCACACACUUGUCAAAGGAAUUAUUGACAGCACUGUUGGUGACCAGCGGCAGGUGGUGGCUGUCACCGGGGAUGGGACCAAUGACGGCCCAGCUCUGAAGAAAGCUGACGUUGGAUUUGCUAUGGGCAUUGCAGGCACUGAUGUUGCAAAGGAGGCUUCAGACAUCAUCCUGACGGAUGACAACUUCACCAGCAUCGUCAAGGCGGUGAUGUGGGGUCGUAACGUCUAUGAUAGCAUCUCCAAGUUCCUGCAGUUCCAGCUGACAGUUAAUGUGGUGGCUGUCAUCGUGGCUUUCACAGGCGCCUGCAUCACCCAGGAUUCUCCCCUGAAAGCUGUGCAGAUGCUGUGGGUGAACCUGAUCAUGGACACCUUUGCCUCCUUAGCCCUGGCUACGGAGCCCCCAACUGAAUCCCUGCUGCUCCGCAAGCCGUAUGGCCGCAACAAGCCGCUCAUCUCCCGCACCAUGAUGAAGAACAUCCUGGGGCACGCUGUGUAUCAGCUGACUAUCAUUUUCACACUGCUUUUUGUGGGGGAGAAGCUGUUUGACAUUGAUAGUGGCCGGAAUGCCCCAUUGCAUUCCCCACCCACUGAGCACUACACCAUCGUCUUCAACACCUUUGUCAUGAUGCAGUUAUUCAAUGAGAUCAAUGCGCGCAAGAUCCACGGGGAGAGGAAUGUCUUUGAGGCCAUCUACCGCAAUCCCAUCUUCUGCACAGUGGUGCUGGGGACGUUUGCAGCCCAGAUCAUCAUUGUGGAGUUUGGUGGGAAGCCAUUCAGCUGCUCUGGGCUCACCCUGAGCCAGUGGUUUUGGUGUAUAUUUAUUGGAGUGGGAGAGCUCCUCUGGGGCCAGCUCAUCUGCACAGUCCCUACCAGCCACCUGAAGUUCCUGAAGGAAGCUGGGCAUGGCAUCACCAAAGAAGAGAUCCCAGAGGAAGAGCUGCCAGAAGAUGUGGAUGAGAUCGACCACGCUGAGAUGGAGCUGCGGCGUGGGCAGAUCCUGUGGUUCAGGGGUCUCAACAGGAUACAGACGCAGAUGGACGUAGUUUACACAUUCCAGACCGGCGCCUCCUCUUUGCAGGGAGCCCUCAGGAGACAGCCUUCCAUCGUGAGCCAGCACCACGAUGUAAAAAAUGUUUCUAGCCCAACCCAUAUCAAGGUGGUGAAUGCGUUCCGUAGCUCCUUGUAUGAAGGCCUCGAGAAACCCGAGUCCAGAAGCUCCAUCCAUAACUUCAUGACACACCCGGAGUUCAUCCUGGAGGAAGAUGAGCCUCGAACACCAUUCCUUGACAGUGCUGAAGAUGACCCCGAGACCGACGGACUCCAAAAGCGAGGUGGGGGCUGCCUGGGUGGAUCUUCAUCCCUCAACAGAAAUAACAACGCAGUGGACAGUGAUCAAACCGAGGUCAACUUUGCAGAGCCUGAAAGCCUCUUUCACAGCUUGGAGACAUCAGUUUGACCUUAGAACUUCAACCCUCUCCCCCACCCACUGCCCUCCUCCACCUUCGCCCCACAUCCAGUGUGAUGUUGACAUCAGUAACUGAUCACAUGCUGCAGUCACUUUGUGUCAAACUGCUCAUAAGUAUAUCACUGGGGGGUUGUUUUGUUUUGUUUUUCUUUUUUUACUAUGAUUUAGCUGUGGGAGCCAGAGUACCAUGAUGUUGAGUAUUAGAAGAGGGGGCAUCGUGCAUCUUCACCCCUAGUUUUCAGUGGUACUUGCCCAAGUGAAACAGCCAGUUUAUUUCCUCUCUGAGAGUUGGGCUCCAUGUGUCCGCAGGGGAUUUUCACGUUGAAAAAUGCAUGUUCCAAGGAAGCUCAAAUUAUUGUAGUCUUACAUGCACAGUCCCUGCCUGAGGGCUGAGGUGCACUUGUGACUUUCUUUUUCCACUUGUUGUUUUUAAGGUUUUCUUCCAAUGUUGGGGGUUUGUUCUUUGCUUGUGGGAUUUGCCCCCCUGUUACUUCACAGUGGGAAGCUGGGGGAGUUAGCACUGUAGUGCAAAAAGCUUAAAAACAAAACAAACAAACAAACAGUCGGGAGGAAGGUGUUUACUCACAGGUUGCUCAGACAGGGAUGUACACCAGUCUUCCACCUUGACAAAUGGUACCCAGCCUUUACAGCUCCUCCUCUUGUGUGCACACAUUGCUGUCUGUUUCCAAAGCAGUCUGUGGUAGACAAGGAAUGAAGGUGGCUUGGCUUGGAUAUCAGGGCUUGAUUUUUAUUUUUUCCUUUUUUUUUCUUCCCCACCAUGAAGUAAGGUGGAGGUGAAUGGCAGUUUAAGCAUGGUGAAUUAAAAACAGAUGGCAGUGAGAAAUGGGGCAUGUUCUUUUAGAGGAGCUGUGUCUCCUUUGCUCGUGAACACCUGUGCCACGUUUUGGUGAGAGCUCUGGGAAGCUUUUAGCAGUUCCCACUGUCAGGAGCACAGUGACUUCUGCCUGUUUUGGAUUGUCUGUAUUCCUCCUGGGCUGAGUAAUCGUCAGCCUCACGGUGAAAGCUGUGUUAGGUGAGGAGGAACCCAGAAGAUGCUCCAGCUGGACCCACCAGUUCUGCUUGUCACUUGCAAAGUGUGAAUAGAGAAAUAAGUGUGGUUGGUGUGGCUGGGGCAGCUCUCAGAUCAUAAGAAGGACAAGUUGGGUUGCGCCCUAGAAGGGAAGGGAUCUGUGCGGCCAUGGGGAUGCCCAUUGGUUUCCACAGCACUCCUGCAGCUGAUGUUGGUGCUGGGUUUGUUGGUCAGCUGCAGCUCUUCCAGAAGUGCUGUGGGCCUUGCUUACUGGAGGUUAUCCCCUCACCCUGUGUCCUGCCUCUCCUUGGUCUAUAGUAACUUGUCCUCUGCAGGGUGGCAGCCUCAGAUUGUGGAGCAGAUGUCCUAUGUGUCCUGGCUCUAGCCACCUUGCCAAGCCAAGAAUGGGCAGGAAGCAGGUUUUGCUUUGCUUGGGCUUGGUUUCUUUCCCCGUGAGUGCAGUCCCUUCGUCAUUGUCCCCCUAGUGUGCGGGGCUGAAAAGAGCUCUGCUGCCUUCUGUCCCUUUUCCCAGUUGGUUUGGUUGGAAGCAGAGAAAACAUGGCGGUAACUAGCUGUGCUGUCUGCCUGUCCCUGUAGGUGUCUGUGAGGGGGUGGGCUGGCUGGUUUGGCUGGCUGGUUUCUUCUUUUCUUUCCUUUAAGAACGCACAGCAGAAUCUCCCGUGCCUUCUCCAAGCACUGCCUGCAGCACCGCCUGCCACAUGAGGGCCCACUACUUUGCCAAGAAAUAAGUGUUCCUUAAUGACAACAGCAAAAACCAAGUGUCUUUGUUUUGUUUCCAGCCCAGCGCUGACCCAUACCUUCCUUGGGGUGGAAGCAGGGAAGGACCCGGGCGCCGAGGUCAGGCCCUGCUGCCCUGCCCAGCGCUGCCAAGGGGGGCAUGAAGGCUGGGGUCAGUACACUGCCAGCAGCGAGGAGAAAUUGCCACCACUGCCCAUCUCAAUUGCAAAUUCAGUGUUGAGACACCAGCCCUGCCUGUGCAGACAACCUGUUGCUGUCCUUCCCUUCCUCUGCAUGCGAGAUGAACAAAUGCUGUGGGCAGGAUGGAGCACAGCAUGCCCUGCUGUGUGGUGGUGGUGGGGAAGGGAUGCUCGUGGGGUUUGGUUCCGUACUGAAGGUGACAUUGCUCGAAAGAUCACUUUUUUCUAUUUUAAAUACUUGCAAAAAAAAAAAAAAAAUCUUAGAGGCUUA